Mizuhopecten yessoensis (Yesso scallop) is the source of this 678-nucleotide messenger RNA. RefSeq lists its product as uncharacterized. Bases 133 to 678 code for a protein of 181 amino acids. The record is from RefSeq and is a predicted model, not a curated record. NCBI's taxonomy places the organism in Eukaryota, Metazoa, Mollusca, Bivalvia, Pectinida, Pectinidae. The transcript has 7 exons.
UAAUCCAGCUAGAGAGGAAUAAGUUCACGCUAUCUCUAGUGUAAUAUUCCAGCGAGACUCAAGCGAGCGUUAUUUUGAAGUGUUCGGGUUCAGUCUGUACUAGGCAGCUUAUGUUAGAAUAAAUGCUGUGUCAUGUCAGUGCCUCUGGACUGUGGAGGAAACCAAAAAAAGGUGGCAAGAUGUGCAGAGCAUCAUAAAGAAGAAAGAAUCUUCAAAGAAGAGGGAGUUAAUAAGGACGGGUGGUGGCCCCCACCAGUAGAGGUGCCAUUUAAACCUUGGGAGAAAGUUGUACUGAGCACAAUAACACAUGACGCCAUACAUGGCAUUGAAGGUGCUGCAGACACUGGGCCUGACCAUACUGGAGAUAAGUACAAAGUGAAGAGUGGUGAUCUGGGACAUGCUCCGGGACCUAGUGGUGAGAUGGGAUCUGCUCCGGGACCUCCUUCGGGACCUAGUGGGGCUGUAGUAAUAGGUGAUGACCAGCUGCAAGAUGCUCUUGAGGAAGAGGAACAUGAAUGCCCAUUGGCCAUGGGUGAUGUUGUAAAAGGACGAAAAAAGAGGAAGGCAGUGGAGGAAUCCAGUGCAGGUGAUGAAGAGGACACGCCAGGCAAAACACCCCGGAAUCAGAAUAGCACUAGUGUCAUCACUAAUUACCUAAAGGAGAAAAAUGACACAUAA